AAAUGUAAACAAGAUUAGUGUACGCUAUCGAACGACCUUGUUAAUUUCGAUCAGUUGGCUUCGUCCUCGUCUCGUCUUAUAUUUACCUAAACGAUGACGUGGUUGGUGCUAGUGUUAAUUUUUGGGCUAUUAGCUCUAAUACCAGGAAGUUUUUGCAGAGGCUUAAAUGAAGAAUUUACUUGGACUCGAAUAAGUUACGCGGCCUCAAUUCGCUUAGCCGAAAGCUACAUUUACGAGAAUAACAUACCAAUGAGUGCCAAUAGAUGGCGUAAUAAAUUAUUUGUAACUGUCCCGCGAAGAAGACCAGGUAUACCAUCAACACUUAAUUUUAUCUGGACCAACACAUCACAGAAACACAAUGUUCCGUUGAUAUCAUAUCCGAAUUUUGCUAUAAAUCAGUUACCAACAGGUGACAGCGAUGGUUUCGUAUCAAUAUAUAGAACUGCAGUUGAUCCUUGUAAUAGGUUGUGGAUGGUGGAUACUGGCACCCUCGAGUAUCCAGGUAACGUGAAUCGUCUGCAACAACCAGCAGUUGUGAUAAUUGAUUUGCUUACCGAUCAAAUCAUCCGACGAUAUGAGUUAAGGCCGUUAGAUAUAACAAAUCGAACAAGUUUAGCGACUAUGGUAGUUGAUGUGACACCUGCAACAUGCAAUAGUGCCUACGCAUAUAUGCCAGAUCUUAGUGGAUUUGGUGUAGUGGUGUACAGUUUCCAAGAAAACAGGUCAUGGAGAGUGUCACAUAACUACUUCUCUCCAGAUGCACAAGCAAAAGAUUUUACCAUUGGGAAUGUCAACUUUCAGUUGAACGAUGGAAUUUUUAGCCUUAGUUUAUCGGAUGUGAAACCCGAUGGACAUAGAAACGCUUACUUCCAUUCACUGGCUGGAACACAUACCUAUAGCGUAUCAACGCACAUUUUAAAAAAUAGGAGAUUGGCAACUAGAAUGGAUCAUGGCAAUGAUUUCAUGGUCGAGGUUAACCGCGGGCAACAAACUCAAGCCUCCGCCUCCGACUUACACAGGACGUCUGGCAUAUUGUUUUUGGGACUUGUUAAUCAAAACGCACUUGCUUGUUGGAAUAGCUUUACUCCUGCAACGCCAGACAAUUUUGAUAUCAUUUACAAGGAUGAUCAAAAAUUCCAGUAUCCGUGUGAUGUAAAAAUAUCUGGUGAUGACGUAAUAGUCAUAACUAAUGCCAUGCCAGUAUUCCUAUUCGGAAAAUUGAAUUACAACGAAAUUAACUUUAGAAUAUGGAUCCGAAAUGUUUAUGAAGCGAUUAGGGACACAAAAUGCGCCAUGAGGCCUUUUUAAAUGAGAAACAAAUUUUGUAAGAACCUUAUUGUAGUAACCUUUAUUAUUUGCUCUAUUAUAUGUCAUUAUUACGAUGUUUAAGUUAUGUCAUAACGGGUACCUUAAUAACUUUGUUAGCUUAAAUUGGCAUACUAUACAUAUACAUGUGUAGUUCUCUGACAAUUUUGUUGAACAAGGUACGGAAGGCAUACGAUGAGUGUAACAUGUAUCCUUCAAAGCUGUUCUAAAGAAGGUUUCGUCUAUUGGGGACACAUUAGGGAGAAAUACAUGUAUCAGAAAAUA
Molecule: messenger RNA, 1590 nt
Organism: Photinus pyralis (common eastern firefly)
Lineage: Eukaryota; Metazoa; Arthropoda; Insecta; Coleoptera; Lampyridae
Gene: Y-f
Product: L-dopachrome tautomerase yellow-f2-like
Exons: 4
Coding region: 94-1308 (404 amino acids)
Cellular component (GO): extracellular region
Source: RefSeq, a predicted model, not a curated record